AUGGCGGACGGGGACUACGGCAGACAAAAGAAGCUCGCUACAGUCUAUGUAGUCGUAGUUGGCGGUGGUGGAGUCGGAAAAUCUGCCCUGACAAUCCAGUUUAUACAAGCUUAUUUCGUUGACGAAUAUGAUCCAACAAUCGAAGACUCGUACCGAAAACAAUGUACCGUAGACGAUGAACUCGCCUUAUUGGAUGUCCUGGAUACAGCCGGCCAAGAAGAAUACAGUGCAAUGCGAGAACAAUACAUGAGGACAGGAGAAGGAUUCCUAUGCGUCUACUCAAUCACAAACCGAAACUCUUUUGAAGAAAUAACCACCUUCUACCAACAAAUCCUACGAGUAAAAGACCGAGACUAUUUCCCAUGUGUUCUAGUUGGCAACAAGGCUGAUUUAGAAUCGGAACGACAAGUGUCUGUUGAAGAGGGCAGGAAACUGGCCCGAGAUAUUGGGUGCAAGUUUAUAGAGACGUCUGCUAAGAAGAGGUUGAAUGUGGAUGAGGCUUUUUAUGCGUUGGUUCGUGAAGUGAGCCAGCCGACACGUCGUUCAUGUUUCGCUUCGCAGCAACGUAGAGCUUACGUGCCAACACAGCUCGCAAACAUGGCAGCAACAGCAACCAUUGAGAUACCAAUCCGUAUACGACAGCUGUUAUCUGUUGGAUCUAUUCGCGUUGUCAUUGAUGAACUGCUGAAAUUCGUAUUAUUUACUAGGUCGCAAGUGCCAUCUACUGUAGAUCAACUCAUCAAACGCACCACCACAAAUCAACCCAACAACAGUCGAAACACCAAAGCUUUACAAUUUUCAAACUCUUUUCAAUCCGUAGCUGAGACAUUGCAUAAUGCUCUACACGAAUUCUUACAUCAACCUACUGACGAUACCACCACCACUACAACAUCACAACUACCUACAGUAUUACUGGUCUUUGGAUCCAGCAUCACAAUGCCGAAAGAAAUCUGGAGGAUCUCAUUACGUGACUGCUUCAAACGCGACAUGCAAAUCGCAGAUAUAAGUGAAGGCGAUGUGAGGAAGAUGAUGAUGGGGUUGGUGGAUUCGUGUAGUGGGAUUGACAGUCUUGAAGAUCUUGGUCUAUCAAAAUGCCAUAUCGUAAUCCAUGCACCGCGUGUGCCAGAUACGUGCCCAGAAGGACUGGUGACUAUGGAACGAUUCGCGAUCAGGAAGCAGACUGUUGUGCUGGAUUUGGUUUUGAGUUGUCUGGAUUUGGAAGAUGAGUAUCCUGGUGGGGUUGAGGAGGCUGAGAUGGAAGAUUGGUUAUAUUAUCGAGUCAAGAUGGGGAUAUCUGGUAUAUCGAAUUGA
Synchytrium microbalum is the source of this 1311-nucleotide messenger RNA. RefSeq lists its product as uncharacterized. Gene Ontology annotation, molecular function: GTPase activity; GDP binding; GTP binding. NCBI's taxonomy places the organism in Eukaryota, Fungi, Chytridiomycota, Chytridiomycetes, Synchytriales, Synchytriaceae. Gene Ontology annotation, cellular component: plasma membrane. Gene Ontology annotation, biological process: signal transduction. The record is from RefSeq and is a predicted model, not a curated record. The coding region runs from base 1 to 1311 and encodes 436 amino acids. The transcript has 8 exons.